Gryllus bimaculatus (two-spotted cricket) is the source of this 195-nucleotide messenger RNA. The record is from the annotation of a GenBank genome assembly. Lineage: Eukaryota; Metazoa; Arthropoda; Insecta; Orthoptera; Gryllidae.
AUGGGAGAAGAAAUUCGCAGUAAGGUUCUUCCGAAAAUGGCCAUUAAAUCAAAGAAAUUAGAGUUGUUGCAUCAUGGACGUUUUUGUCGGCUCGAGGGUAGCAGUGUGACUCCCACCCGAAUUAAACAGGCGAUGGCACGAGGCCAAGAAACGAUCUACGCCGCACAGAUUCGACGACGUUCGUGCAUUAUGUAC